Molecule: messenger RNA, 2303 nt
Organism: Pantherophis guttatus
Lineage: Eukaryota; Metazoa; Chordata; Lepidosauria; Squamata; Colubridae
Source: RefSeq, a predicted model, not a curated record
UCCCGAGGGCGCCCGGGAGUUUGGUGCUUGGCACUGGCGCCACCCGUGACAGCGGGCAACCUCCCCACGACCACAGCCAGACACGCACCUGCAACUUCACUCUUUGACCCGCACUCGGAGCCUGGCCUCGACUGGUCACGUGCUCCCGGCCGUCCAAUCCGGACCGGCUAGUAAAUUUGUUCGGGAGCUGCUCAGAAGAAUUUGGUGAGAAGACCCAGGAGAAGCGCCCGAUCGGCCGUAGCGGUGGCGGCGGCGUUGCCUUUAGCCGCUGAGGCCGCCUUCGGAUCUCCCGCGGUCUCCGUUUUCCCCACCCUCUCGGUUCCGCCAGCGCUUUACCUGCGGCUUUUCCCAUCGCCCGUCUCCUCUUCUCGUUCCUGGCGUGGCUCCCUUCUCUCUCUCACCUGGGCCCCCUCGGACUGCACGGCAGCCCUUUGCAAUCGCCGCUCGGACUGCACGGCACCCCUUUGCAAUCGCCGCUUCUCUGCGAUUUCCUCCUGCUUCUCCUCCCCCGCUCUCUCUCUCUCUCUCUCCCCCCGAUUCCCUCAUUUCAUUUUUUUCCCCAUUUUAUCUCCGCUUUAACUUCCCUUGCUUGAUUUUCUUGUUCUCUCGGGCCGGGUGGCCCUUGGAUUUUUUUUUUUUUUCCUCCCAGGCUCCGUAUAAAUCACUCCACGCAAACUUUCUUUGCCUCGAUCCCAUUUAUCCCGAACGCUUUUCACUUCCUGCUUUGCCACCAGUCCUUUCCCUCUGCUCUGAUAUACAUCGGGAUUGUGCUUUCUUUCUCUGACUCCUUCACUCUUUCCCUCAUUGUUACCUUAUGUUGUCCUGCCUCUCUCUCAUCACUUUCAUAACUCAAAAGCUUUAAGCCUGCACUCCAAAUGUCUGAUCCGAAUAGUGUGAUUUCUACUCCUCACUCAUCUCAUGCUCCAAUCCCCCUCCCUUGUCUUAACCAGGUGUCCCUUUUCUUUUUGCUUUGUUUCACUCCUUUCCUAGCACUUUUAUGCUUGCCUAAAAUAGGGAAGAGUUGGCUUCAGUAGCAACAACGUUAAUUAAGAGCCGAAGAAGCUUCUUGGAUGAGGAACGAAUGGUCUUCAAAGAAAAAAAAUCAUAAACUCCAGUUGCCUCUUAAAAAAGCACCUUUAGGACAACUUCAUUAAUUGUUCUCAAAUGCUAAGGCGGAAGCUGAUGUGGUUAGUACCUGGAUCUUGACCAUGGCUUUGCUGAGUUCUGAGGGAACAGCUGAAGGGAGCUUGGGGACCAGUAGUAACUCUUGCCCACUGUGGACCGUGUUGUAUGACUAUGAAGCCACUGGAGAAGAUGAGCUGAGUUUGCGUAGAGGGGAAAUGGUGGAAGUUUUGUCUAAAGACGCAGCAGUGUCUGGAGAUGAUGGGUGGUGGGCCGGUAAAAUCCAUCAUCGUCUUGGCAUCUUCCCAGCAAACUAUGUGACUUACCAGCCAGGCUGUUACCAACAUCCCCAGUUAGGAUUGUUGGAGAAGACUGGGCAUCAAACCCAAGAUCUGACCACUGGUGAUGGGCACCCUGUAGAUCACGAAGACCAUAUGGGUUCUCUAGCAGAGAUUGACUUCCAGCAUCUGGAACUGCAAGAGAUUAUUGGAGUUGGAGGCUUUGGUAAAGUUUAUAGAGCAAUAUGGAAAGGCCAAGAAGUUGCAGUGAAAGCAGCGCGGCAGGAUCCAGAUGAGGACAUCAUGGCCACGGCAGAGAAUGUGAAGCAGGAAGCAAAGUUCUUUUCCAUGUUGAAACAUCCAAAUAUCAUUGAACUUCAUGGUGUAAGUUUGCAGGAGCCCAACCUCUGUCUAGUUAUGGAAUUUGCCAGGGGAGGACCCCUCAAUAGAGCUUUGUCAGGUACUUUCCCCACCGCUAGCGGGAGCCACUGGGGCCGUCGCAUUCCUCCUCAUAUAUUAGUCAACUGGGCAGUACAAAUUGCUCGAGGGAUGCUUUACUUACAUGAAGAAGCCAUCGUCCCCAUCCUUCACAGAGACCUCAAGUCAAGUAACAUACUGUUGCUUGAGAAGAUAGAAAAUGAUGAUAUUCACAACAAAACUCUGAAAAUCACAGAUUUUGGCUUGGCAAGAGAGUGGCACAGAACAACCAAAAUGAGUACUGCAGGCACCUACGCAUGGAUGGCUCCUGAGGUCAUCAAAUCAUCUGUGUUUUCUAAAGGAAGUGACCUUUGGAGGUAAAGUGUUUAAAUGACUUCUAUAUAACUAAAUAAAAUUUGAGUCAACCUUAUGUUCAAUGGUUUUCUCCUAGUAUGCAUGCAAAAUAACCUUAACGGGGUCUAUUUU